Osmia bicornis bicornis is the source of this 1220-nucleotide messenger RNA. RefSeq names its product vacuolar protein sorting-associated protein 26C. The record is from RefSeq and is a predicted model, not a curated record. The coding region runs from base 314 to 1213 and encodes 299 amino acids. Gene Ontology annotation, biological process: intracellular protein transport. Gene Ontology annotation, cellular component: endosome. The transcript is spliced from 6 exons. NCBI's taxonomy places the organism in Eukaryota, Metazoa, Arthropoda, Insecta, Hymenoptera, Megachilidae.
UGAGUAACCCACUGACAAUUUUUACAGCUGUGUAUAAAUAUCUAUCCUAUGAUCACCUAUGAUCAAACAGCUGAUCACAUUCAUUCAUAUUCUGUCAAAUUAUAUUUAGCUAUUUAAAUACAUAUUAUUGUAAUUGAUUUUGUAUCGCAUUAACACAUUUUCUUAUAUAUUUAUUAUAAAUGUAAUAACUGAUAAGCGUAUUGAUUUAACGAAAUCAAAAAUACAGAUGAUAAUUUUCGAUAAAUGUCAUCCUUGAAAAUCUCCACACACUUUUUACACAUUUAUUAAUGAACUGUUAGUGAUAAUUAAUAAAAUGUCAAUAAAUAUUGAUAUCAAAUUAAAGCGUGCUAGUAAAAUAUAUCGUGAAGGGGAAAUAGUUGCUGGUUUUAUAUUAUUACAAACUAAUUCAGAUGUUAAACACGAUGGAAUAUUUCUAAGUAUGGAAGGUUCAGUUAAUUUGCAACUUAGUUCUAAAAAUUUUGGUAUUUUUGAAGCUUUUUACAAUUCUGUAAAGCCAAUACAAUUAGUUCAAUAUACUUUAGAUGUAGCUCCAAGUGGAAAAAUACCAAGUGGUAGAACAGAAAUACCAUUUGAAUUGCCAUUAAAACCCAGAGGAACUAAAUCUUUAUAUGAAACGUAUCAUGGGGUUUUUGUAAAUAUUCAGUAUCUUAUACGUUGUGAUAUAAAAAGAAAUUUUUUAGCAAAAGAUGUAAGCAAGUCUUUAGAGUUCAUAGUAGAAGACAAAGUGCCUCCUAAGAUAGAUAAAGAGUCUAGCAAACCAGUGUCUUUUAAAAUUAUGCCAGAGUCUUUGCAAAAUACUAGAGAUAGAACUAAUAUUCCCAGAUUUUGCAUUUCAGGAAAAUUAGAUUCAUUGUAUUGCAAAGUUUCUGAACCAUUAUCAGGAGAGGUUGUAAUUGAACACUGUGAGGCUGUAAUAAAGUCUAUUGAACUGCAAUUAGUCAGAGUUGAGACAUGUGGUUGUGCUGAGGGAUAUUCUAGAGAUGCUACAGAGAUACAAAAUAUACAAAUUGGAGAAGGAAAUGUAUGCACAAAUCUGCCUAUACCAAUAUAUAUGAUAUUUCCAAGACUGUUCACAUGUCCCACAUUAAGUACAAGUAAUUUUAAAGUUGAAUUUGAGGUGAAUCUUAUUGUAAUAUUUGAAGAUGAUUAUUUAGUCACCGAAAAUUUUCCCAUUAUAUUAUCGAGAUAUUAAAUUUUUA